This is a messenger RNA of Chlorocebus sabaeus (green monkey), 689 nucleotides long. Lineage: Eukaryota; Metazoa; Chordata; Mammalia; Primates; Cercopithecidae. The record is from RefSeq and is a predicted model, not a curated record.
AUGCUCACAGGACAAGCAGCACUGGAAGAGAAAUCACCAGAGCCCUCCACGAAGCCCCUGAUGGGACAGAUUGGAUUUAAGAACAACAGUAUCAACAAAGAGCAUUUUCAGGAAAAGAAGCUCUUCAAUGGGCCCACCUAUCUGGACAUCGAGGUCCUGGAGACUGAAACAGUGCAGACCACCAGGGCAUUGCUCAUUUCUCCAGCUCGGAACCGCUGUUAUAGCUGGGGUCUACUCUGGCCCGUGUCUGCCUCCUUCUUGAAUAGCCCAGAGAAUUCGUCUAAACAGUCUUCCUACAGCAGCUGCCCACUCCAGGUGGUCAAACUGGAAUUCCAGACCAGUGUUGUCUCCUGGCACAUUGACAUAGCAGCCAAGGUGAUUGGUGCUGGGGCAGCCACAGUUGGUGUGGCUGGUUCAGGGGCUGGCAUUGGAAUGGUGUUUGGCAGCUUGGUCAUUGCUUAUGCCAGGUACCUAUCUCUCAAGCAGCAGCUCUUCUCCUGUGCCAUUCUGGGCUUUGCCUUGUCUGAGGCCAUGGGGCUCUUCUGUCGAAUGGUUGCCUUCCUCAUCCUCUUUGCCAUGUGAGGCUCCGUGGGGGUCACCUGCCUGUGCGUGCUGCUGUGACUCCAUGCCAUUCCUGGUUCUGCAGUGUGCUAAGCUUUACCAUUAAACACAACGUUUCUCUAAAAAAA